This is a messenger RNA of Limulus polyphemus (Atlantic horseshoe crab), 2053 nucleotides long. RefSeq names its product four and a half LIM domains protein 2-like. NCBI's taxonomy places the organism in Eukaryota, Metazoa, Arthropoda, Merostomata, Xiphosura, Limulidae. The record is from RefSeq and is a predicted model, not a curated record. Bases 288 to 1313 code for a protein of 341 amino acids. Gene Ontology annotation, cellular component: Z disc; nucleus. Gene Ontology annotation, molecular function: transcription coregulator activity. The transcript has 6 exons.
UAAAAACAUGUGCAUGUGAUCCUCGUAAGUAGAUCCACUGGCGGGUCAAAUGACGUCAUGUUUAAGUAAACCGCUAUCAUUCUUCCAAGAUCGGCGCGAAAUAUAAAAUUUCUUAGUCCGAAUGACAAGCUCUCCUCCCCCAUAUACUAAAUUAACGAAUCCAGGAUGGGCUCAGCGGUAAGAUAACGGAGAGAAGACGUGUGUCUCCUGGUUGAAGGUGGCAUUUGUGUAGUUUAACCAGUCCGUUGUGGCACAACCAGCUACCUUAUUUUUAUUUCUUGCCGACCAUGUCUGAAGACUACACUGUUACCGAAGUUCGAAAGACGAAGAAAACAAAAAAGAAGACAAAAAUUAGCUAUGAAGUGGACACGGACGAGAGGACUUCUGAUGGACUGCAAUUUCAGGAUGAAUCUAGAAAUGAGAUUGUUUAUGCGGACGAUUUCACAAAAUCUGCGCCUAAGGAACUCACAGCUGGUCAUUUCUGCUGCUGGCAGUGCGACGAUUCCUUGACUGGUCAACGCUACGUUCUGAGAGAUGACCACCCCUACUGUGUGCGCUGCUACGAACAAGUCUUUGCUAACUCUUGUGAGGACUGCAGCAAGAUUAUUGGUAUAGACUCUAAGGACCUGUCCUAUAAGGACAAACACUGGCAUGAAGCAUGCUUUCUGUGUAACAAGUGCAGGGUAUCGCUUGUGGACAAACCCUUUGGCUCGAAAGCAGAGAAAGUCUACUGCUCAAGUUGCUACGAUGCCACCUUCGCUACGAGAUGCGACGGCUGCGGCGAAGUAUUCAGGGCAGGAACGAAGAAAAUGGAAUAUAAGGGGCGUCAGUGGCACGAGAAGUGUUUCUGUUGUUUGAUGUGUCAAAAUCCCAUUGGAACCAAAAGUUUCAUUCCUCGGGACAACGAUAUUUACUGCACUGUUUGCUAUGAGGAGAAGUACGCCACUCGUUGUAUCAAGUGUGAUCAGAUCAUUACUAGCGGUGGUGUGACGUAUAGGAAUGACCCGUGGCACCGGGAGUGCUUCUGCUGUACAAACUGCAACUUAUGCUUAGCCGGACAACGAUUCACCUCACGUGACGAUAAGCCCUAUUGCGCCGAUUGUUUUGGAGAAUUGUUUGCUAAGAGAUGUAUCUCUUGCAACAAACCUAUUACAGGUAUUGGUGGAACCCGAUUUAUUUCGUUUGAAGACCGCAAUUGGCACAAUGAAUGUUUCAUCUGCGCCAUGUGUAAUUCUUCCAUGGUAGGCAAAGGCUUCAUCACGGAUGGUCCAGAUAUAUUGUGCCCAGAAUGUGCCAAGCAGAAGUUGAUGUGAGUAGGGACAUCUAGCGAGGAAACGACAAACGAUGCACCAGUUUUUAGUAAUGUAGAAAACAACGCUUAACUCUUGUUGUCAUACAAACAACCACAACCAAUCUGAAUUCACAAGGCUCUAAAAUUAUGUUUAUCACCUACAAAAUUAUCCAUACCUUAAACGUUUUUUUCAUUCAUUUCUUCUUGCUUUAUAAUAAAAUGUUCAGUGCAAAGCGUUAAUACUAAAAUUUUAAAUUCAAAAAAAAUUAUUGCUCGAUGAGUUAUUUUUUUAGUGAAAGGAAAAUAUUGUUUGUAUGGGUUUUCUGUUUAUUUCUAAAUAGUGAAUGUUAAUUCACUCAUUAUUAACUAUAAAUGUUACCCUUCAUCGCAGUUCUUGAAUAAUUCAUUAGAGUUAAUCAAAUUAUAAUUACAAUGCUUUAAAGACCAUAUUCUAUGAGCUUUUAUAGGAACUUACCCACCACCCAGCAUUCCAUACUCUCGAAUUAGAGUAUUUUCGUAUGGCGUGCUGGGUGGUGAAGAGUGUCCUUUGAUAUUGUGUAAUUAUUGUAUUCAGGUUGUUACGUCCGAGCUUCUGUGCGUUGUGUGUUAUUUGUGUUGAAGAAAUACUAAAGUGCUGAAUCUUUUAGGGUUUUUCUUUUUUGGAUUUUAGCAAAAAAAAUCCUUAUUGCUUGCUUUAAAUAUUGAAGUUACGACACCUGUUCCACUUGAAACAGUGUUGAAUAAAACAGGGUGUCUAUGUUA